AUGAAUAACCGCCACGACGCGCUCACCCCUCCGCCCGCGCCUCCACCGACCCUUCUACCUGCCCCUCUGCUCGCCAACGCGGCGCCCGCUCCUGCGCCAGCCCCUCUGCCUGCCGCUGCCACCGCCUGCGCCCGCCGCUCCUGUACCGGCCCCUCUGCCUACCGCUACGCCGCCUCCGCCGCCCCUGCGCCCGCCGCCGCCGCCGCAGCCGUCAAUGCCCUCGUGGCGGCCAACACGCCGCACUUUUCACGGUGCCCGUGCGGGGACACUCACCUCUGCCCCUUGCCCCUAGCCGACCCUGCUACUUUGUGA
Lasiosphaeria miniovina is the source of this 312-nucleotide messenger RNA. RefSeq lists its product as uncharacterized. Lineage: Eukaryota; Fungi; Ascomycota; Sordariomycetes; Sordariales; Lasiosphaeriaceae. The record is from RefSeq and is a predicted model, not a curated record. Bases 1 to 312 code for a protein of 103 amino acids. The transcript has a single exon.